GCUGAGGGCUCCGAGGCCAAUGCUCCAUGUGCGCUUGGAGAGCUCUGCGCCCUGCCCUCGGCUCUGUCAUUUACGUCAGACUGCGAGCUCCUGGAGCCUCCCGCUCUUUCUUCCUCACUCUCAAGCCACACACAGGCUGCAGCCGAGUCGCCGGCUCCCGCCUCCCUCUGCUCCUGCCCGCCAAAGGCAAAGAGGGGACGCAACUUCGACCAGGCGACAGGACCCGCCGCGGCGAGCCAAGACAGAAGCAGCACCCAUGAGAAGCAUCUUUCAACCCUGAUACCGAGUGGCAUACCUGGCUGUGGCCAAGAUGAACGAAAGCAUCUCUUUGAAUGAAACCAGGGCUCCUGUACCCUGGAUUCAUACCAACAAUAGGAAUUCUUCUUUGGAGCUCUCCAGCGAGCUCCCCAUCUUUGUCAUCAACCCCUGGGAUAUUAUGCUCUGCAUCUCUGGAACCAUCAUUGCCUGUGAGAAUGCUAUAGUCGUGGCCAUCAUAUUCUAUACUCCCAACCUGAGAACCCCAAUGUUUGUGUUGAUUGGGAGCUUGGCCACAGCAGACCUACUAGCUGGAGUUGGUCUGAUCCUCAAUUUUGUUUUCCACUAUGUGAUCCAGUCAGAAACCAUCAGCCUUGUUACAGUUGGCUUCUUAGUUGCUUCUUUUACUGCUUCGGUGAGCAGCUUAUUGGCCAUCACGGUUGAUCGCUAUCUUUCAUUAUACAAUGCACUGACUUAUUACUCUGAGAAGACAGUGCUCUGUAUCCAUAUGAUGCUGAUCAUCACCUGGGGGGUUUCCCUCUGCUUAGGACUGCUACCUGUUUUAGGCUGGAACUGUCUUGAAGAUUCUUCAUCAUGCAGUAUUGUCAGACCUCUGACGAAAAGUAAUGUGACUUUGCUGUCUGCCUCUUUCUUUUUCAUUUUUAUCCUUAUGCUCCAUCUGUACAUUAAAAUCUGCAAAAUAGUCUGCAGACAUGCACACCAGAUAGCACUCCAACAGCAUUUUCUAACAGCAUCACACUACGUCGCAACAAAGAAAGGAGUCUCUACACUAGCUAUAAUACUUGGGACCUUUGGAGCCAGUUGGUUACCUUUUGCCAUCUACUGUGUAGUUGGAGAUUCCAACUACCCCACUGUGUACACAUAUGCCACACUUCUACCAGCCACCUACAACUCUAUGAUUAAUCCUAUCAUUUAUGCAUACAGAAACCAAGAAAUUCAAAGAUCCAUGUGGGUUCUCUUUUGUGACUGCUUUCAGUCUAAAGUGUCCUUUCGUUCAAGAUCCCCCAGUGAUGUCUAAGUGACUUCUUUCUGUGUGUAGUUUCGCACAAAGUGACAAUCUUUGACUUUUGUGAAUUACAGUGCCUGGUAUAAACCAGAUCCAUGUUGUGAGGUUGUCUGGGGGGAAAUGUUUAAACAGUAGCACUUUAUGUAUGUGUUUUCUUGAGAAUGUAAAAGGUCAGGGACUUUUGGUUGUGGGAAACAAAGAAAGUGUGGUUGUAUAUGAUACUGUACAUCACAUUUGUAAAGUGGAGACAUCCCAAGAUUAUGUAAUUAUAGCACUUUAUUUUUAGCUGCUGAACUGCCAAAACAGUAUUGCCAUUUUUAAAGGGCAGAUAGAAAGGAAGUGAAAUAUUGUCUGGUUAUUUUGAGAUAUGAAUGAUAAUAUAUUUUGCUGCACAGUAUUGAUAAAUUAUGACAUUUUAUAUACAA
Heteronotia binoei (common prickly gecko) is the source of this 1707-nucleotide messenger RNA. RefSeq names its product G protein-coupled receptor 6 (gene GPR6). Gene Ontology annotation, molecular function: sphingosine-1-phosphate receptor activity. The record is from RefSeq and is a predicted model, not a curated record. Gene Ontology annotation, biological process: G protein-coupled receptor signaling pathway. Bases 311 to 1294 code for a protein of 327 amino acids. The transcript is spliced from 2 exons. NCBI's taxonomy places the organism in Eukaryota, Metazoa, Chordata, Lepidosauria, Squamata, Gekkonidae. Gene Ontology annotation, cellular component: membrane.